AUGGAACCCAGCUUUCCGCUCAGGGUCCCGCCGACCUGCCGCAGAUGCGGAAAGCCCUGCACAAGAAAACCCACCAACGACGUCAACACAAACGGCAACCCAGGCCGUCCCUACUACACCUGCGUCUCCCACUCGAGCAGGGUCUUCGGCUGCUUCGACGACGCCAUCGGCGUGUCCCGCGACAACCCGCCCUGCCAGUGCGGGUACGUCAGUCGCCGAACCAGGAGGAACGAUGGCGAGUCGCACUUCUUCUCCUGCCCCGUCGGUAGAUGCGGCUGGAGCUUGACCGACGACACGCCGGAAGACACCCCCUCGCCGGAGGUCUUGGGCAGCCCCAGCAGC
Messenger RNA from Ilyonectria robusta, 342 nucleotides. RefSeq lists its product as uncharacterized. The annotation marks the transcript as partial. NCBI's taxonomy places the organism in Eukaryota, Fungi, Ascomycota, Sordariomycetes, Hypocreales, Nectriaceae. The transcript has a single exon. The record is from RefSeq and is a predicted model, not a curated record.